GAGCCAUUCGUCCGCCCAAAGUCAGGCAGACACCCACCUCUACCACCGCUUCGUCCGCAGACCCGCCGUCAAGGCUCUCCAGCCUGUCGUUCACAGACACCACACAUCAUGAGACUUCGUCGGACCAGUGCGCUGUCCCUCUUUGUGGCCCUUAUCGGAGUGGCGCAUUGUGCAGACGACGAGUUUCAUCUCCCCUUUGUUGAUGCUCUUGGCGAUGUGGCAGACCACGCACUCACAAUGGCGAAAAACAUUCUACCAGGUAGAGCAGAAACAUACAUGUGCGCGAACGAGGCCACACCUGCAGUGUGGCUGCGCCAUGAUGCUCAGGUAUCGGUGAUGACGAGAGCGAGCCAUUGGCGGACUCGCUGACCUUCGUGUCGUCCUUUAUCGAGUCACUGAGUGAAAAGGCCUCUGCCCUGAUGUCCGACGGCGUUCAGCUGGCCGCAGGGGCCAUCCUGCUCAACCGAGAGGAGGAGGCUCUGAAGCGCCAGGUGCUGGGCAGCAUGGGCGGUGGCCAACGCGCACUGAACGAUGCCGUCAGUAGCGUGCGAUCGGCGCUGGACGCUAAGAGGUCGGCAAUGGUGCUUGGGGAUGCGCUGAGAGAUGUCAACGACUCGGAGGAGGCGAAAAAGGUCAGAUAUGGCGCAUGAAGCGAAACGACGUGACUGUUCCCAUUCUGCAACUUCUGGUCGGUUCAUUUGGCAUGCAGCUGAUGACGACUUUGCUCGAGACCUCAUCCGAGCAGGGGGGCCUGACAGAUCCUCUAGGAGGAUUCCUUGCACCCCUUGCCGGCGCGCUGAUGCCCAGCGCCCUUCUGUCGAGCGGCGGCGACCUGACAGAGGACAUCCUCGAUAAGCUGGGCGUCGACACCCUCGUCACGGCCGACACCGCCAAGUCGAUCGAGGAGAUCAUUCUGGACACUUUCAUUGGCGACCAUCCCAUUCGGACAGUGGUUGACGCGGCCACCGAGCCAAAGCCGAUGAACGUCAUGCCGUGCGAGCUGGAGCUGGAGGACAUACUGGCCCGCUCGCUGGGGGCUGGCGAGUUGGCGGCACGGAUCGACUUUGGUGACGCGAAGCAGUGCACUCUUCUCAUUAUCGAGACGCCUGCGGUAGGCACCUGGCGUGUGUUGUUUCGGGUGUGUGAAUGGGAUGGUUUGGUUGUCCCUGCCAUGCGCACAUGGGUGCAGGUGAACGUCACUGACACAGAUGACACGGUUGACACCGAGACAACCGACGACACCACGACCGAAAGUGAGCAAUGGCAAUGGUGGGAGCGAGAAAAUGGUGAUGAUACAUACAUGGCAUGGUGUGUACGUGGUUCCUUCAGAGUUCGUCAAGCUCUUGUCGUCUGAUGACAUGCGCACCAUCACUGCCAACUGGGAGCAGGAGGCAGAAGUCUCCGACAUUCUUGAAGACUUCGAGCCGGCCGAAACGGGGUGUCGCGUGCUGCAGUGGGCCGAGAACCUCUCUCCAGUGCCGUUCCCAUCAACAUGUAUGUGUGUGAGCCAAGACGAUACAGGAAAUAGGAACGGAAGACAGGUCCAGUGAGGCGUCUUGAUUCUUUCCUUCGUGGUGCACCUGUGACCGUGUGUGUGGUGUGUGCAGCAUGUGGGACCGAGACACAGACGCUGCUCGGCGGAGACUUCUUCGGAUGCAACUUCGUCCCAUACGAGGCCCCCUCUGACGAAGACGUGAACGAGCCACUCCAUAGACACGCCCACACACGCAUCGAUCGCAUUCGCCGUGCCCUCGUAUACACAUACCUUAUAUACACACACAGGUGUUUGUGGAGUUCUUCCUUAUCCCACAAGGCGCCACGACCGUCCCAUUCGGCGAUGCGGGGCUGCCCACCGACAACGAUCCAGGGGCGGGGGCCGACUUCCUCUGCAACACCAUUCUGGAAGAAUUCCGCGUGCCAGUCAUUGACGCGCUAAAGGAGACGUUCUUCUGCCCUGCUGAUGAGGACGAGUGUGUGAAAGUCAAUGAGGAGUAGCGGAUGCCGGGGGGAUUGGGAUGGAGGGGGGAGGGAGGGGGGGCAGAAGGGAGGGAGAUUAGUUGCCUGUCAUCUUGGUGUUUUGUUCUGCUUUGGGUCUCUCUCUCUGUGCGCGCGCGUGUGGGUGAGGGGGUGAGUGUGUGUGUGUGUGUGGUAAGGAAGAAAGUACGUAGCAUUAGAGGGCCUUUGGUGUCGGGGUGCACACAUUUAUGCCAUCCAUAUAUAUACAUCAAGGUAGGCAGGUAGGGGCGGACACACAGGCUGGUGCCCGAAGGUGAAGGUGGUCUGUGCAUUUGCGUCAAGGGAGCGGAUCGCAGGAAGGAG
Molecule: messenger RNA, 2319 nt
Organism: Vitrella brassicaformis
Lineage: Eukaryota; Vitrellaceae
Source: the annotation of a GenBank genome assembly